Molecule: messenger RNA, 792 nt
Organism: Striga asiatica
Lineage: Eukaryota; Viridiplantae; Streptophyta; Magnoliopsida; Lamiales; Orobanchaceae
Source: the annotation of a GenBank genome assembly
AUGGCGAGUUGGGGUCAGCCUGGACUACCUGGAGACACUCAUGACGAGUUGGGGGUCAUUCUGGACUACCUAGAGACACUCAUGACGAGUUGGGGUCAUUCUGGGCUACCUAGAGACACUCAUGACCAGUUGGGAGGGGAAGGCGGAGUCCGGCCGGGAGAAGAUGGUGAGGGUGAGGGACAUGGCGGUGUACCCCGAGCUGGCCAGGGUCUCGGUGGCGUCGAUGAUGGACUGAGGCAUAGGCAACGGCUACGAUGGCUAGAAGAUGGUGGAGAGUAUGGAGAGAGAAAAUAUGAGGAGAGAGAAUGACGUCAAAAUUAUUCCGGAGAUGACGAAGUUGGCCACGGUGAUUGCGAUGGUGAGGUUGACCGACUUCAAGGUCGUCCGGCCAUAAGGGUUUCGGCGAUGGUGGCGUCGGUGAUGCUCGACGAGGGGGUUGGGCCCCGAUCUGGUUCAGAGAUUGGCCUGUCAAUGUUGUUUUGGAGGUCGGGCUUGUCGGAGGUGCCGAGGUCGAAUUACAGAGAUCGGUCCGUCGACGAUGUUUUGGAGUCGGGCUCGGGUUGGAGAUUCGAGCCCGGGGAUGGUGAGGUCGACUGCUUCGGAGGUGAAGGUGUCUUCCAACGUCUGAGAUCGGCUCCAGACGGUAUGAAUCCAAGCGGAAAUGACGGAUUGGGCGAAAAAUCUGGUGAAUAUGUGAAGGUGGGGGAAUCGGCGACGGAUCUGGCGGUGGUGCACUCAGAUGGGGCGGAUCGUCUUGCGAGACUAAUUCGCUUGCUAUGUGGUGUGGUUUAG